Molecule: messenger RNA, 1983 nt
Organism: Colletotrichum graminicola M1.001
Lineage: Eukaryota; Fungi; Ascomycota; Sordariomycetes; Glomerellales; Glomerellaceae
Source: the annotation of a RefSeq genome assembly
AUGUAUUUAAGUAUAAUAUUUUUACCCCUAUUAGGGUCAAUAGUUUCCGGAUUUUUUGGAAGAAAAGUCGGAGUUAGUGGAGCACGUUUUUUAGGUUGUUCAAGUAUAAUAAUUACAACAACUUUAGCUAUCGUGGCGUUUUUUGAGGUAGGAUUUAAUAAUAGUCCUGUUUACUUACAUCUAUUUCCUUGAAUUAACAGUGAAUCAUUUAACAUUGUUUGAAGCUUUCAAUUUGAUAGUUUAACAGUUUCAAUGUUAAUUCCUGUAUUAAUAAUUAGUUCUCUGGUUCAUAUAUACUCUAUAAGUUAUAUGAGUGCAGAUCCUCACAAUCAAAGAUUUUUUAGUUAUUUAAGCUUAUUUACUUUUAUGAUGAUCAUACUUGUAACUGCUAAUAAUUAUUUAUUAAUGUUUGUUGGAUGAGAAGGUGUUGGAGUUUGUUCAUACCUUUUAGUUAGUUUUUGAUUUACUAGAAUAGCAGCUAAUCAAAGUUCCAUGUCUGCUUUCUUAACUAAUAGAGUAGGGGAUUGUCUUUUAACUAUAGGUAUGUUUGCAAUAUUAUGAUCUUUAGGUAAUCUAGACUAUACUACAGUAUUUUCAUUAAGUCCUUAUAUUAAUGAAAACAUUAUUACUAUAAUAGGUAUAUGCUUAUUAAUAGGUGCUAUGGCAAAAAGUUCUCAAGUAGGUCUUCAUAUUUGAUUACCUAUGGCUAUGGAGGUGCCUACACCUGUUUCUGCCUUAAUUCACGCAGCUACUAUGGUUACAGCUGGAGUAUAUUUAUUAAUACGUUCAUCUCCUUUAAUUGAAUAUAGUUCUACUGUAUUAUUAAUAUGUCUAUGAUUAGGUGCAAUAACAACAGUAUUUAGUUCUCUUGUAGGUUUAUUCCAACAAGAUAUUAAAAAAAUAAUUGCUUACUCUACUAUGAGUCAAUUAGGUAUGAUGGUUAUUGCUAUUGGUUUAUCUUCAUAUAAUAUAGCUUUAUUCCAUUUAGUUAAUCAUGCUUUUUAUAAAGGAUUAUUAUUCUUAGGUGCAGGUGCAGUUAUUCAUGCAGUAGCUGAUAACCAAGAUUUAAGAAAAUAUGGUGGAUUAGGAGCAUUCUUACCAUUAACUUAUUCUGUUAUAUUAAUAGCAAGUCUUAGUUUAGUAGCUUUCCCUUUUAUGACAGGAUUUUAUAGUAAAGAUUUCAUAUUAGAAUCUGCUUAUGGACAAUAUUACUUUAGUAGUAUUGCUGUUUAUGUUAUUGCAGUUAUAGGUGCAAUAUUUACUACUUUAUAUUCUGUGAAAGUUUUAUAUCUAACUUUCUUAGCAAAUCCUAACGGUAAUAUAGUUUCCUACAAACAUGCACAUGAAGGUGAUAUAUUCUUAAGUUUACCUUUAGUAGUAUUAGCUAUUUUCUCUAUAUAUUUUGGAUAUAUAACUAAAGAUAUUUUUAUAGGUUUAGGUUCAGGAUUCUUUACAGAUAACAGUAUAUUUAUUCACCCUAUACAUGAAAUAUUAAUAGAUACAGAAUUUGCUGUACCUACUACAUUUAAAUUAUUACCUUUAUUCUUUACAGUAUCAUUUACAACUAUAGCUAUAAUUUAUUCCGAAUUUUUCCCUAAUUUAAUAAACAGCUUUAAAUUAUCUAAUUUAGGUCAUACCAUUUAUGGAUUCUUUAACCAACGUUUCUUAGUUGAAUAUUUCUAUAAUAAAUAUAUUGUAAACUUAGUUUUAAAUAUGGGUGGUCAAACAACCAAAAUUUUAGAUAAAGGUAGUAUAGAACUUUUAGGUCCUUUUGGUUUAGAAAAAUUAUUAAUUAAAAUUAGUAAAAUUAUUUCUAGUCUGAAUACAGGUGUUGUUACAAAUUAUGCCUUAUUCAUAUUAAUAGGAUUCAUUGCAUAUAUAUCUAUAUACUACUCUUUCCAUCCCGGAAACUUAGAUUUAUCUUCUUUAGUUUUACUAUUUUCAGUUAGUAUUUUAACACUUUAUGGCGGAAAACAAUAUUAA